This is a messenger RNA of Daphnia pulicaria, 1039 nucleotides long. RefSeq lists its product as uncharacterized. The transcript is spliced from 3 exons. The record is from RefSeq and is a predicted model, not a curated record. The coding region runs from base 332 to 1039 and encodes 235 amino acids. NCBI's taxonomy places the organism in Eukaryota, Metazoa, Arthropoda, Branchiopoda, Diplostraca, Daphniidae.
UCGACCUUCGGGUGGGAAAAUUAUUUCUGCCUCGAAAAUGAAUGCUAAGGCGAAUCGUCGUCUGGUUGGUGAUGACGAGGAUGAAGAUCUCGACCCGGCAAUGUACCUGGAUCCCACGAUCACAAUAACUCUGAUUAAUAACGAUGAGAAGAAAGCAGUGAGCAAACACGUCAAUGAUGUUUCGAGUGCUAGUUCUAUUAGUUCCAGCGACCUUCAGGCCUUGAAUGCUCUGGGAGAGAAUGUGUCCAUCACAGUUGUGCCUAAAAGAAAAGUGGGAUGAACACCAGCAGGCGGUGCUAGAUCUAAGGAGAACGAGGCUGUAGACCAACCUAUGGUGAUCGAAGUGGAUCCAGCCGCUCUUCAAAAAGCUAGACUACCAACUCAACCGGCAGAAGCGCGCAAGUCCUUUCCUGCCAAAGCACGCCAAUUUGGCCAUCCAGGACAACCUUCAUCGCAAAAAUCCUCUCAGAAACAUCCCGUACCUCCUAUGGUGUCGAUUCCCAGUCGUCAUUUGGGUAUGGAGAUCGCCCGACCAACAACUCAGCAAUCGACUUCAACUCGCAUUCCUUCAAUUACCGUCCGACCUGUGACGCAGAUGCCUGCAGCCCAACCUAGCAUCAUUCUUCAGCCAGGUUCUUCUGAUACAGCAUCCAUCAGUGCGAUUACUGCUGCCAUGAAACAACCGAAUUCAACAUCAGCGACGACAGCCAAUAGUACCGGCAGUAGUACUCUUACUCUGAACACGAUGCAUACUGUUGGUCCGGAAUCGGGAUUUGGGACUGGCGGACUUUUGCUCACCUUUAAUCGCUCUGCGCCCACGUUUGCAGCAACAGGUGCGAAUUCCACUUCGUCUUCAGCUCAGGUGCAAAACAAAGCUGAAUGUGGACCGCUUACCGCCCAGUUGGCCUCCAGGACACAGCAAAUUUCAGAUAUGGUCCGCAACACCUUGGAGACAUUGAUGCAAGAAAUGAGUUCUGCUGGGAAUUUGGAAGCCACAAUUGUUCAGCUCUGCCGACUGUACAGUGUUGCGUUUCAGUAA